Trichobilharzia szidati is the source of this 1272-nucleotide messenger RNA. NCBI's taxonomy places the organism in Eukaryota, Metazoa, Platyhelminthes, Trematoda, Strigeidida, Schistosomatidae. The record is from the annotation of a GenBank genome assembly.
AUGUCACAAUCACAAUCCACAGAUACUAAUCGUGAAACUCCACCUUUUUCUUCUGAUGCUCAAAGUAUUAUACCACGUUUUGAAGCUAUCGAUUCAAUUGGUGGCGGUGGUGUAUAUACCCCAGUAACGGAAGAACAAACAAAAUGUAACGAUAGUGUGUCAAAUCAAUAUUUUGAACAAGAUACUACAACAGCUGAAUUGAUUGCCAGUACUCCGACUCCUCCUACGAAUACUGCUACCCCUACUACUACUCAAGAAUCUUUCAUCAUUACAUCCCCAUUGUCAUCCCCACCGACUAUUGAACCCCCUCAACUGCCUAAAAUAUGUGCAAUAGAACGAUUAUCAGACCCGAAUAUCCCUCCUGCACACUCAUCACCCAGUACAACUAUUGGAUUAUCACCGAGUCAAUCAUUAUCCGUUGACAGUCAGUUCACUUGUGUGACUACAAUCAACACCAGUAGUUCAAAUCCUACAACAAAUGUCUCACCCAUUACUACUACAACCAACACGACAACCAUCACCACCACAACAACAACACCAACAACAACUACUACUACAACUGUUCGACGUCCUCGUCAUAAACCUGCAGAACGCCGUGAGCUACUCGAGUUAGCUGUGAAUGAUGUCUUAGGCUCACAGAUAUCUAUGCGUCGUGCUGCACAAAAGUAUAAUUUAGCUAAAUCCUCUCUAUGCGAUUAUGUGCGUAAAAAUGGUAUCAUUCUACCGAAUUUACGUUUUAAAUCGUAUCAUCAUCAAACACUGGCAGGUUCAACAGGUAGUGCUGGCAAUACUGCCUCGACUGAUUCCAGUAGAAAAGGUAACUUGUUACCAGGGACAAAUUCAUCUCGUCAAACGUCUACAUCAUCCUCAUGUAAACGUACUGGUUCACCAGUCGACGAACAGACGAAUGCCGCCUCGAUAACUACUUCUUUGCCAGCGAAACUCUCCUGUGGAAUAAAUCGUAAAGUUAAUAUUGGUAGAACAAGAAAUCUAGAUAAUCAUCCUCAUCACCCUCACCAUCCUCAUCAUAAUAAACAACAAACAAAAUUAUCUGGAAGAGGCAUGAAUCAUGUAGAGAAUUUAUCCUUCCCCCCAUUAGACAAUAUCAGAGGUGUAUCUUCUGCCAGUACCUGUGAUAUGAAUUGUAUUCGUUCGUUAAUAUCAUGUGAUCGAAUCGGUACAGAGUCAUCUUGUUCAUCUGAUUUGUGUUUAUCAUCAUUGAAUCAACAACGUUUUUGGUCAAAAUACUACGCAUCAAAGCAAUUUAUAUGA